Pleurotus ostreatus (oyster mushroom) is the source of this 210-nucleotide messenger RNA. RefSeq lists its product as uncharacterized. The coding region runs from base 1 to 210 and encodes 69 amino acids. Lineage: Eukaryota; Fungi; Basidiomycota; Agaricomycetes; Agaricales; Pleurotaceae. The record is from RefSeq and is a predicted model, not a curated record. The transcript is spliced from 2 exons.
AUGCAGGCCCGGAAACGAAAACUAUCGACUCACUCCCCCCGUUUAGACACAAUAAUCCAAGGGGAAGAGCUUGCGACAUUCUGUGACAAAAACGACGACGAGGAUGAAGCCAUCUACGACCUUUACGAUCCAGAACUGUUCGCAGGAUUACCCGUCGUCCUCCAGCUCAUUGGGCGCACUGUCUUGAUGAGGAGGGCGUCAUUGCAAUGA